AUGCCUCCACGAGAGCCUCCCUUUAAAUCAAAGUACUCACAUAGACUCCCAGCCACCUAUCUCGACAAUCUCAGGAACAAUCGUCCCGCUAGACCAACCGGGUCCAGGCCUGCUCCAUUUCCAUCCAGGAAUUAUGGCUCCUUGACAUCCCAGUCUUCGCUGGCGCGGUCCGACUCAGCCCCGACGAUCGGCUCAAGGCAAAGCGACAUACUGGACGAUGCUGAACAUGUCCCUCCAACCGUGCAAAAGUCCAUGUCUUUCUCUUCCACAUCCAAGGGCCGACCUCUGGCACAACCUCCGGACAACGAGCGACCGGUCUUGAACGGAAGGAAGGUUUCGCCGGCAGCCACUGUCCAUGUCCCGCAGAUUGCACAGGAAGGAGUCUAUGUCGAGUCAGUUACGCGGAGACUGGAAAAAGAGGAGGCACACAGCAUACGGGAAGCGUUGGAGCUUAUCGAUCAAAAGGAUGAGGAACGAAGGAUUUACGACGCUGCCAAAGACGAGGCUGCCGAACUGGUCUGGAAGCAUCAAUACCCCAAAGCCGCAGAAGAGGAAAAGGUGGCUCCGUAUCGAAACCCGGAUUUGAAGUCCAGAGAGAAACGACAGAGCAGUGGACACCGUCAGAUCAGUGGUUCCAGGAAGGUCUCUUUUCCAACCCCGAACAGCAAGAUAUAUGAGGAACCAGAACCCGACGAGGAUACGUCAAGACUACCCAUCCCGCCUCCUACCGUAGAUCUUCCUUUGAGGGCUAGAUCACGCAACAAACUCCCCUGGCUGAGAACGAAGACCCCUGAAAAGCCAGAGGAUAGCGCACAGGUCUCCGAUGGCAAGAGGUUCGACCGCUUCGAGAUCCAUAGGAAUCCACCGACUCAGUCACGCAAAGCAGAGUACACAGAAAACACACCUCCACGGGCGCCUGCCGUUGAUGUGAUCGAAGAAGUCGACACACCCGCUUCCACCGGCACUUUAGAGAUUCGGAGCGAGGAGAUUCGAGCAGCAACAAGUAUGAAGAGGAAAGAUCGGAGUCCUAAUCUUCCCACCCCAACAGCUGUCAGUGAUCAAGUCGGCCGGCCCAUUGUCAGUUUCGAUCCGGCAUGGAGAAGUCCGAGUGAUCCACCAAGAACAAGCGAAGAUAUUGAGAAACCGGUCGCGAAGCUGACGGAAUCACCUGCAGUGCGACCAUUGCCCAACCCGGCAUCCACUGUACCAGCAGUCUCGGUGUCUGCUCCUGUCGUGCCUAUCAUCAAUCUCCCAGACGACGGCCCAGAGAUCCCAGUCAUCAAUAUCCAGGAAGACGAUGCCUCUUGUUCUGUGCCCACAAUCCACCUCCCAGAUGAAUCCCAUCCUGCACCGACAACACCCAGACCAUUUCCAAAGCACUCAACGUCCGCACCGAAGAAUUCCUGCAGUUCUGUCGUGAAGACUCCCUCACAGCGCCUUCCUUGGCUUGCCUCUCGACAAUCUAUGCCCACUGUCUCCUGUUCGAGCUGUGCCCUCCCCAUCUCCGGCCGCAUUGUGACCGCCUCCGGCUCCAAUUCCCGCGAUCUCAAAGCCCGCUUCCACCCCGAAUGCUUCACUUGUCACCACUGCUCCACUCCGCUGGAGUGUGUCUCUUUCUACCCAGAACCCGACUCGUCUCGCCUCUCUCGCUUAGGUAUUUCCUCGACUUCUGACCUUGAUCCCACAAGCCCUUCGGUUCUCACGCCAGACCAACUUGCCCUUCUCGAGAACGAGCCCCUGAGAUUCUACUGCCACCUAGAUUUCCACGAGUUCUUCUCUCCCCGGUGCCGAAGCUGCAAAACCCCCAUUGAGGGAGAAAUCGUUAUCGCGUGCGGUCACAGCUAUCACGUCGAUCACUUUUUCUGUGCGGAAUGCGGAGAUCCGUUUUCUUCCACUACGCCCUUCGUGGAAGGAAAUGAUGGAUACGCGUAUUGCGUGCGGUGCCACACGAAACGCACUUCCGCCCGCUGUCGUGGCUGUAGACUACCCAUCCUGGACGAGAUCACGGUAGAGGCGUUGGGCGGGAAAUGGCACGGAACCUGUUUCGUGUGCUGCGAGUGCCGCGGUGGAUUUGGCGACGAGGGAAGAUUCUUCGUCAGAGAGGUGCAUGUGGAACCGACAGACAAGGAGAAGAGAAAGGGUAUUAUGAGAAAGGUGGAAGAACGCGCGGUUUGUGGAGGAUGCGAAGAGAGGAGGCUGAAGGCUUGA
This is a messenger RNA of Cladophialophora bantiana CBS 173.52, 2208 nucleotides long. RefSeq lists its product as uncharacterized. NCBI's taxonomy places the organism in Eukaryota, Fungi, Ascomycota, Eurotiomycetes, Chaetothyriales, Herpotrichiellaceae. Bases 1 to 2208 code for a protein of 735 amino acids. The record is from RefSeq and is a predicted model, not a curated record. The transcript has a single exon.